Molecule: messenger RNA, 1491 nt
Organism: Neltuma alba
Lineage: Eukaryota; Viridiplantae; Streptophyta; Magnoliopsida; Fabales; Fabaceae
Exons: 5
Coding region: 1-1491 (496 amino acids)
Biological process (GO): DNA integration
Molecular function (GO): nucleic acid binding
Source: RefSeq, a predicted model, not a curated record
AUGACCAAACAAUUGCUCUUCCUCUCCUCUUUUACGCUUUCUUCGUCGGUCCAGUGUUUCAUUCCCCAGUCAUCCACAGUCUUCCUUUCCUCCUUCACAGAACGAGUCACCGUCGGUGAAGAAGUUGCCGUCCAGCCAUGGUUUGAAGGUGCCGUACUGACGGUCACAGGAGGAAUGCACUUAUUGUCACCGAAAGGGACAUUCAAAGGAUCAUUGUUAUCAUCUUGUGGGCUUGCCCUCCUAAUUUCCGAUCAAAGCAACCAAGCAUCUACUACAUCUACUACCGUUCAUACUUCUAAUUCCUCUCCUUCUACUUCUGUCCUCCGACCUGAACAAGCAUCCAUCACACAAGAGCAGUAUGAUCAGAUUCUUAAACUUCUUCGAAAGGAACAAGAUGAUAUUGCCGUAAAUGUGACUGACUGUCCUGAUGAGACUUUCUCAGGUUUGGUUGCUGCUCUUCCUAAAUCCUUUUGUGAAUCUCAUUGGAUUCUUGAUUCUGGAGCCACCUGUCAUGUAGUCAAUAGUGUUGAUAUGUUUGAUACGGUUGAUAGAUACACUGGUCCUAUAAAAAUGAUUAAAGUACCCAAUGGAAGUCGCAUGCUCAUCACUCACGAUCUCAUUCGUGGACAGACGAGGGAGAUUGAUGUGUGGGGACCAUAUAAAAGGCCCAGUUACAAAUUCUAUCGUUACUUUCUUACUAUUGUCGAUGACUACACACGUUGUACUUGGACUUUUCUGCUUGUUAAUAAAAGUGAUACUGUUUAUCAUUUAAAGAAUUUUCUUGCCUAUGUCCAUACUCAGUUUACUUCUACUGUUAAGAAAAUUCGUAGUGACAAUGGCUUAGAAUUUGUUAAUGCUGAAUUACAACAUUAUUUGCAAAGCAAAGGAAUUAUACAUGAGACUAGUUGUCCCUAUACCCCACAACAAAACGGUGUUGUGGAACGUAAGCAUCGCCAUCUAUUGGAUGUUGCUAGGAGCCUUCUAUUCCAAUCUGGUAUACCCCUAAAGUUUUGGGGGGAAGCUAUUAAAACUGCAACUUUUUUGAUCAAUCGUACUCCCUCCUCUACUUUAGGUCAUAAAACUCCUUUUGAAUUAUUAUAUGGUUACCCACCUGAUUUGUCUUUCUUAAGAGUUUUUGGUUGCUUGGCCUUUGCCACUAAUUUAAAUAUUCAAGACAAGUUUCAAAAUCGAUCUGAACCCUGUGUUUUCUUGGGUUAUCCUGGCACUCAAAAGGGUUAUUUGCUUUAUAAUCUCCAAUCUCAUAAUUUUUGUGUUAGUGGACAUGUCAUCUUUGAUGAAACCAGGUUCCCCUUUCAAGAUGCAGCAGGUCUCAAUCAAGGGGGAGCUCCUCAUAAUGAUAUGAUUGAUCCCUUAGAGCAGUUCAGCCACAAGUAUGAUGAAGAAGCUCCUCUGCCUAUUACUUUCAGGCAAGAUACUUCCUCUUUUGACCACCAAGACACUGUUGGAGAUAAGCAUGCAUAUUCUAUCUAG